Molecule: messenger RNA, 378 nt
Organism: Penicillium cataractarum
Lineage: Eukaryota; Fungi; Ascomycota; Eurotiomycetes; Eurotiales; Aspergillaceae
Product: U6 snRNA-associated Sm-like protein LSm4
Exons: 3
Coding region: 1-378 (125 amino acids)
Biological process (GO): spliceosomal snRNP assembly; mRNA splicing, via spliceosome; nuclear-transcribed mRNA catabolic process
Cellular component (GO): spliceosomal tri-snRNP complex; P-body; U6 snRNP
Molecular function (GO): U6 snRNA binding
Source: RefSeq, a predicted model, not a curated record
AUGCUGCCUCUGGGCCUCCUCACGGCCGCACAGGGCCACCCCAUGCUGGUCGAGCUGAAGAACGGCGAGACUCUGAACGGCCACCUAGUCACCUGCGACAACUGGAUGAACCUGAUCCUGCGCGAAGUAGUACAGACCAGUCCCGAGGGCGACAAGUUCUUCAGAUUGCCUGAAGUUUACAUCCGCGGCAACAACAUCAAAUACCUCCGUGUCCCCGACGAAAUCAUCGACAUCGUGAAAGAGCAGCAACAGAAUCAACCACAGCAUCGCCGUGGUGGUCACGGACGAGAUGGGGAUCGUGGGCGAGGCCGCGGCGGCCGUGGUGGUCGGGGCCGGGGUCGGGGUGGACGUGGCGGUGGUGAUCGCGGUGGUCUAUAA